AUGUAUACUAGAGUUACAGGACCGAAUUUUACGCAUUGCUUAAAGAAAGAAGUUAUAACCGUUGGUAGGAGAAGUCAGUUGCCCACUGAUAUAUGCCUUGGUGAUUCUGUCUGUAUUUCCCGAAAACAUCUCGAGCUUCAUACAAUCAAUGGGUCACUUUUUCUUCGUAUUCUUGGCAAAAAUGGUAUUUUUAUUGAUGAAGAAUUUCAAAUGUUUAGUGAAGACCUCAUUCCGCUACCCAACUGUUGUCGUCUUAGGUUUCCAAGCACACCCAUCACGCUUGUUGUUGAAAUCUUGGAUCCCAGUUCGAGUUUACGACACCCAAAGAAACGCACAAUUUGGAGGUAUUCUGCUGAGCUUGCCGGUCUAACUGAGUAUGGUUCAGAAAUCCCAGAUGUUUCGGGUGAAAAACGGCAAAAAUUGACGCCUUCAAUAAAGGAAGACGAAAAUCCAACCCAUCUCGGUAGGAAACAGAAUGUCCAGUCCUUCAACACCUUAAUCACCGACUCCAUCGCCAACGCAGUAGCCUCCUGUCGGUGCAAAUCAGACUCCACCGAACCAUUUUCUACACCGGAGCCCUGUUCCCCACCCGACUCCCUUCUUCUAAACUCGAAUCAAAUCAAAUCCCGACGCCUAGAUGCUGUCACCGUCACUACCACCACGACUGCUGACCAGCCGACCUCUCUUCGUUUCCCUAAUCUCCUCGCGGCCUACUCAAGAAGUCCCCUGAAGGUUUCAACCACCUGCAGUCAGACAUCCAACGGAACAGACAGCUCGAACGCCCAUUCAGGACCUUCGGAUCGAUCAAUAUUCCCCGACCGGUGCUUGUCCCAUUCACCUGGUGGUACUGGAUCGCCCUUCCUCUCAACAACGGCAAGCGAAGAAGUGGCUUCCAAUUUGGAGGGUUCCACAGAGACGGUGGAACAUGGCACAGUGUACGAGAAGCCACCCUACUCCUACGCACAACUAAUUGUCCAAGCCAUUGUCUCGGCGCCUAAUCGAAGAUUGACCCUAGCGGACAUCUACAGCUACAUUUCCACCCAGUUCCCCUAUUACAAACCGAGUCAGAAGGGCUGGCAGGUUGGUUCCCUAGUGCUUACUGCAGCAUUUAAGUUAUUCAGCUUUAAGAAUUCGAUUCGUCACAACCUCUCGCUGAACCGCUACUUCAUCCGCAUCCCUCGGGGGCAAGAGGAGCCAGGCAAGGGGGCAUUUUGGCGAUUGGAUCCCGACUCUGAGGCACACCUUGUAGUAAAGGCCUUCCAGAAACGACGACAACGUUCCUACGUCGUUCCAGCCUACGUAGCUAGUGGUGCCUCGCCACAACGUAAUUCUGGACCCACUGCUACCGCCGCUGCUGCUGCUGCUGGAACCACUGUCACCACCACCACAACUCCCAACAUAUCGUCUACUGUCAUAGAGGCCUCUUCAACCCUCCAAGUGGAUAGAAAUACCUCCUCCUCCUCCUCUUCCCUUGGGUACCAUUCGCGUCUCUUCAACCUUCAUGACUCUCUCUCAACAUCUGCAGCUUCAAAUUUCAAUACCGAGUCCACGAGUGAAACGAAUUUUCUUUCGAAGGAGUAA
Messenger RNA from Echinococcus granulosus, 1581 nucleotides. Its product is annotated as Forkhead box protein K1. Gene Ontology annotation, biological process: regulation of transcription by RNA polymerase II. Gene Ontology annotation, molecular function: DNA-binding transcription factor activity, RNA polymerase II-specific; RNA polymerase II cis-regulatory region sequence-specific DNA binding; protein binding. The record is from RefSeq and is a predicted model, not a curated record. NCBI's taxonomy places the organism in Eukaryota, Metazoa, Platyhelminthes, Cestoda, Cyclophyllidea, Taeniidae. The transcript has 5 exons. Bases 1 to 1581 code for a protein of 526 amino acids.